This is a messenger RNA of Rhagoletis zephyria (snowberry fruit fly), 8410 nucleotides long. RefSeq lists its product as uncharacterized. Gene Ontology annotation, biological process: positive regulation of transcription by RNA polymerase II. NCBI's taxonomy places the organism in Eukaryota, Metazoa, Arthropoda, Insecta, Diptera, Tephritidae. The record is from RefSeq and is a predicted model, not a curated record. Gene Ontology annotation, cellular component: nucleus.
GUUGUUGUUGGACUGCAGAAGUGUCGUGUUGUGGCAAUGAUUAAGAAAGCGGAAGAAUGUUAAAAAAAAUAUAUAUACAGAAUUUAACAAAGAAAUAAAAAACUAACACAUUACUUGAGAAAAAAUAAAAAGCAAAGUGUUAAAUAAAACAGAAGUGAGAGUAUGCUAAUCCGAGAGAGGCACGAGUGUAGAAUUUAAAGAACGAAAGUUGUGCGAUCUCAGUGAAGCAAACUCGACAAAGCAAACAUACGGAUACAAACAGAUGCAAGCAAAUGUUGCAAGUUCAUCUGUUGUUAAACAAACGCCAAUAGUGUGUUGCAAAAAAAUCAAGUUAUGGAACUACCCUCGAUGGUGCAACGCUCUGGCGACACGCUAAUUGUGCGCAGCGUCGUCAGUGGUAAUCAAUUGUAUUUGGAUCAGGGUGCCGCCUCCACGAAAAACAAUAAUAACCACAAGCAUAGUAGCGCUUCGCCGUUGCAGCAGCAGCAGCAAUCGCAAUCGAGUGGCACCGCCAACUUGUCAACUACUGCACUGGAACAAUUAGAGCGCUAUCGUGCCGCAGCUGCACAGUAUCACCUACAACAACAACAGCAUCAGCAACACCAAAAUGCCGCACAACAGCAACAAAAUGCGGUUGCUUCGGCGGUAGCUCAUCAGCAGGCUAUGGAACUGAAAGAUGAGGGGCUGCCACAAUGUAAAAUCAAGCGCAAUUACAGCUGCAGCUACUGCACCUACUUCACGCAAAAUCCACGAUACCAUCUUACGCAUCUGCGAGACGUUCAUGGCGAAAAAAUCGUCAUCAAUAAGUGCAAGCUGUGCCUGUAUGCGUCGCGACAUUUUCAAAAGUUGGUGCGGCACAUGAAAAUGGUGCACGGCUGCACCGAUGGUGUGGCCGGUGGACACGGGCAGCCGCGUGGCAAGCGCGGUAUGAGUCGGGAGGCACGCAAGCGCAAGUUGGAACAAAGCGUGGGUUUGGGCGCAGCACCGAGUGAUAUGAGUGUCAGCAGCGGAGGCAAUGUCGUAAUGAGUGAAGGUGUGUCGAAAAUGCCGACUUAUGAGCAGGUUAAACGCGAACUAGAGCUGCAGCGCGAAUCUCUUAUCGCCGUUGUUUAUGAGCGUGAGUUACAGGCCCAGCGUGAGCGUGAACUAGAAGCCCGUCAACAGGCACAGAAUGCGUACGAACAAGAAAUGCAGGCAGCAACAGCAGCUGCUGCUUCAGUGGCUGCAUCCGAAGCACAACGUCGUCAAUCGCCAGCUAAUGCAGCCACUCCCAGCAGCAUCAGCAGCAACAAUGCAAGUGCCUCUGCAAAUGGCUCUAGCAGCAAUAACGGCAGCGGAAAUCUUCCAGCUUUUCAAUUGCCACCAGCUCAUCAGCAGUCACUUACGGCACAUAACCGCACCAUUGAGCUUUCACCAUCACCCACCGACUCAGUGUCGUCUGGGAAUGGAGCUGACGCCGCUACCGCAGCUGCAUUGCAUUCCAGUGGGGUUUCACUGACCUACGUUGGAGAUGAGCCCACCCAGAAUAGGCUGUUGAAGUGUAGCCUUUGCGAUUUCACCACCCUCUUCCGCGCACAAUUGGUAGAUCACGAAUUAGACGAGCAUUGUAAAACGAAAUUUUUCCGCUGUGAGAAGUGUUCGUAUGUAACACACAUUAAGGCACGGUUCAGCAAACACGUCAAAUAUCACUCCAUGCCUAUGAUUAAAUGUGUUACGUGUGAUUUUCGUACUCCUUAUAAGUGGAAUCUUGAUCGGCAUAUGAAAAAUCAUGGGGGCGCAGGUCCAUUCAAGUGUGCUGCCUGCGAUUUUACAGCCGAUAUCAAGCAAUCGCUGACGGUGCACGAAAUGAAUCAUCAUGUGCCACCGGUUGGGCAUGCAGCGGGCAUGUCGCUGGGACGACGACCAAACAAGGUCGGUGGUACAGAUUUACGUGAAGAUUUUCUAAGCGAUUCUGUUGAUUUGUUGGAGGAUCAUUUCAAUAAUAACAAUCUCGAUGAAUACGAUGAAGCGUUCGUAGCCGCAGAGCCUUAUACCAAACGUAGCAAAUAUGACGAGGAAGAACCGACCGAUUUGUCUGCGAAAGGUGGCUCCUCCGACACGUCGUCAGUGCAUAAUCAAAGUUUGAGUGUAUCAUUAACGCCAAAAGCAAAGCGGCCAAUACCGAAUCUCAUUCCGAUACCGAAAAAUAAUGGACCAAGCAUUAUGAAUCUUCCCAAGGAGUUCGCUGCCUCGCGUAGCUCCCUUACCGAUAUCGCUUCUAUGUUCUUCAAUGAUAAGCAAAUCUCCGAGAUGUUGCAGCCACUCGAAAAAUCGGACGCCGCUCAAUUAUCACCAACUCCCACCGUUGCGUCCACAUCCAGCCAUGCUUCUCGCAGUUUGCUACACAAGAAACCCACACCGGGUGGCAGUUUCUUUGACAAAUUGAAAUCCUCAGCGUUGGCAGGACCAAGCGAGAAUCUCAUCUGUCCAUGUGGUCAUAUGGCCAAGUGUCUGUCAGAGUCGAUCAUCCACCGCAAAACAUGCAAUUUCGCUGCUAUCGCCGAAGAUGAUGUUGAGGAGGAGCAAGAUGAUGCAGACGAUCGCCUGGAAAUAGAUUUUGCCGAUGAUGAAGAUCGACAAUCGCAUUCGGCACUUAAUUUGAGUGUAACCGGUUCAACGCGUUGCCAGCAUUGUCGCCAUCGUUGCAAAUCAUCUGCAGAUCUGUUGAAUCAUCUCAAGCAAUGCACCGAGGCUAGUCGAUGUGGCAAUGACUCUUUCGAUUCAAUGUCUGGUGACAGCAAUGCCGGUCGUGUUGGUGGUGCUGACUCCACUAAUGACCAACAUCCGAUGGAGAAUCGCGUAUUCAUCUGGAAUAAAAUGCCUGGUGGUGACACUGGGCAGCGUGAAGGAAGUCAGUGCUCGGAUAGUCGGGGGCAGACAAAUAAUACCGCAGAAUCAUCGGGUAGCAGCGCACAUGGCGCUAGCAGUGCAACUUGUGAAGAGAAUAGCUAUUAUGGUGUUGAAACGGCGCCAGGUUAUGGUGAGGUAACGAAAAAGAUGACGCCGGAAGAAGAAGCAGCUAAUUCGUCUUUGAAGAAAGUAUACAAGUGUCCGCACUGUUCUUUCUGGGCCUCAACAGCUUCGCGUUUUCACGUACACAUUGUCGGUCAUUUGAAUAAGAAACCAUUUGAAUGCUCUCUCUGUUCAUAUCGUUCCAAUUGGCGUUGGGAUAUCACCAAGCACAUUCGCCUAAAGACCAUACGUGAUCCCAGCCACAAGAAUGCACGUGUGCUCAUGAACGACGAAACGGGUCGUCGUAAUUACACCAAAUACAAUAAAUACAUCACAUUAAUGAAGGUAACCGAAGAAGAUGGCGAUCCAAAGUUAAUGAAAUCGGGCGAAAUGACACCAAAUCAGGUAGCUUCGUUAUCCUUUAUCAACGAUUACAAUAAAAAUGUGGUACCUAAUGCCUUGACAUCUACCCAUUUGAAUGGCAUCAAGGAGGAUAUAACACUGGAGCCAAUACCAUCGAAAUCUAGCGCCGGUGUUAAUAAUAGUAGUGGUAAUAAUAAUGGCAACGAUCAGUUAGCCGACGGUUUCAUACGUUUACCAUUGCUAGCGACUAUGAUGAAUGCUGCAAUGGCACAACAACACCAUCAACAACAAAAAGACUCCGAACAGGGUCAAGCAACAAUGAUUACACCCUCAGUAACUAUUUCCGCUGUUAAGCGUUCGCCACCGCCUCUUAUGAAGCCUAGUGAUGAUCUGGUCACAGAUGUGCGCCAGGAGGGCAACGAAAAGAAAACAUUCUAUAGGUGUCGCAAGUGCACUUUUCGUCAUGCAAAUCGUGAUGCCGUACUCGCCCACGUCAAGAUACAUUACCAGGAUCCUAACUACCCUAUAGUAACAGCUACAGCAUCUACUUCACCCAAGUCGGCGAACUCUCAGCAGCAACAACAACACAACACACCACUUCAAGUGGCCGUUAAUCCAAAUAUCUAUAUGAACAAAGUUCUCGCCGCUAUGUGCCUUUCCCAGCAGCAGCAACAACAACAACCGCAACCCAACUCGAAUUCUUCAACGAACACUGAUCAACAGCAGCAGCAACAACAACAACAACAACAUUCCAUACUCUCCGCCGGCCUACUGCAACAAGCGAUGCAAGGAGCACCGCCAAAUUCACCACUAGGCUGCCUGGCAUUAUCGCUAGCCGGCAAGAGUCCUGCCAAAGCAACUGCUUCUAUUUUAGAGCACGGUGAGCAGAAAUCGAUACAAAACGAGGCAAGUGCCCAAAGGCCAACGUCGCCCAAACAAAACAACCAAAGCAACUUUCACAAUAGCUUAACUAUAGCUUCAUCGUCGACAUCGUCUUCUCCACACUCCUCUGGCGGCAGCAAUUUUGGUGUUGGUGUUGGUGGUGGUGGUGGUGCUGGAGUUGGUAUGGUCGGUGCGGCCACAUCAGCAUCAUCGUUGCAACAUUUGUUAACUUCACCGCGUGGCACUUACGCAUCAUCCUCCGUACAUUCACUACGCAAUCAACUGCAUUCGCCUACAAUCAGCAACAACAACAUUAGCAACACCAUUGGUGGUAGUGUUGGUGUUAGUGGUCAUACUACUAAUAACAAUAAUAGCAAUAAAAAUUUGGUAAUGGGUGCAUUAACGGUAACGAAACACACCAGUGAAAGCGAAGCGAGACACAAUGUCUUCGAUUCACCCACAGCCACAGCAGAUGCAAGCGGUGGCGCCGCUGCUUUAUUACAUUCAUCACCAAGUGCUAGUGCUGCACUCAACACGCCCAGUGCCACAACAGUAACUACACUUCCUACUACUCUUACCAGUUCUAAUACUACCACUAGUGCAUCUCUGGGAAUAAAGUCCACUAGCAAUCCAUAUCAUAUGCAAAUGGGUCUCAUCGGUGCUUCAUCUAUUUCCAAUAGCAACAACAACAACAACAGUCAUAAUGGCGCUAUCACCUAUUUGGGUGGUAGUCAAAGUAGUGGUGGUGGUGGUGGUGGUGGUGUUGAUGUCGUUGGUACUCAUAGUGAUAAUAAUAAUAGUCUAUGUAUUGGUGGUAUUAUAUUUGGUUCUAAUAAUUCUACUACUACUACUACUAGUUUAAAUCGCAAUACUUCCAUACCUCCUACUACUACUACUACAGCAACAACAGUAGCUAGCAGUCGCCCAACUGCUGGCAGCAGUGGUGGUGGUACAACAUCAUCUUCAUCUAAUUUGUUAUUAAGUUCGGCUACAGUGGCGGCGGCGGCGGCAGCGGCAGCAUCGACUCUUUAUGCGUCCAAUGCGGUCACAUUGUCACCGCCCUCGGCGGCAUCGUUAUGUAUUUCCUCGACCAAUGCAUCGUCGGCUAGCAAUUUCAAUCAAACACAAAAUCUCAAUCAAAAUCAAAUUCUGAAUAACAAUUGUAGUAAUUUAUUAGUUAACGACAGCGAGCGACGUGAACCGUCGCCGUAUCGUUGCGGUCAUUGUCAUCAAGUAUCAAAUUGGAAGCAUGUCAUUCAGCGGCAUUGUCGCUUGAAACACGCUGGCGACAUACGCAUCGAAACCCUUGAUCGCACCGUCAACACCAUCAACGAACGCAAUGCGCCGCCUAUUUAUCGACCGCUCGGCAAUGGCGCCUCGAAUGAGACCAAUUACGGGCUUACACUUAAAGCUUUACAGCAGCAGCAACAACAGCAACAACAGCAACAACAACACCACCACCACCAGCAGAAGCAACAACAACAAUCGCCUCACACUUUAAACAACCUUUCUGGUCCGCCCAGCAACUCAGUACUUAUGAGCAACAACAACAACAAAAACGAACAAAAUCUGUUGCAUUCACCACUCGCCGGUACCGCUGCCGCUAAUGCAGCCACCACACCACAGGAGCUGCAGCAGGCCGCUGCUGCAUAUAUAGCAGCCACUUACAAGGCUGCUGCAGCUGCAGGCAAUGGAUCGGCUGCAGCUGCCGUUGCAGCAGCUGCCGCUCUGGGUCUAAGCAGCGAUGAUUUGAUGUUGCAUCAGCAAUUGCAGCAAAAUGAUCAAAUUGAAAUCACACGCCUACCGCCAGGGGUGGCCAAUGCUGCACAGCAACAGCUGCAGCAACAAGCACAAUCGCAGCAACAACAACAACAACAACAACAGCAGCAGCAGCUGAACUCCAAGUGCAAGCAGCAAAAGUGUCCUCUCUGUCCGUAUAUUUCGGAGAGCAAAUCGCAGAUGAAUUAUCAUAUUUCCUUGCAUAAGCCCACCCAGUACGAAUGUUCGUUGUGUACGUUCGUUUGCGCCAAGAAGCAGCAUUUGAGCAGUCACAUGCGCACCGUGCAUCAGCAGCAUAAUUUAAGUGCGUCCAGCCAGUUGGGCAACAUGAGUGCAGCCAUUAAUUCGAUGGAUUUCAGUAUGGCCUUGCAAUUGGCUGCGGUGGCGCAGGCGCAACAGGACGCAUCAUCACUCUCCUCGCCAUUGGCUAUUGAUCUAACAGCUUUAAAGCAGAAAAUAUCUGCUGUCCAACAACAACAACAACAACAGCAGCAGCAGCAACAUCAAAAGCACCCACAGCAGCUACGCCAAACACCGACACCACAACAACAACAACAACAACAACAACAGCCACCCCUGCAUUCGCACAACUCCAAUGAAAACCAAAUCAAACGAAUACUUUAUUGCCCUAAAUGUCCUGCCCGUUACAUUCAAAAAUCCAGCGACACUUCGAACGCAAAAGCGGAACUAGAAGAUCACAUAAAAUGCCACAGCGCAGGCGAUGUACUGGAUAAUAACACCAGUAGUCCGCAAACAUCGACGCCACCACCACCACCGCCACAACCAGCCUUCAAAUGCGAAUUUUGCGAUUAUGGCACCGUGCAGGAAGCACACUUACAGAAACACCGUUAUGUGCACACACAACACUACCAAGAUAAGUGCGCCGAGCUAUACAAGCACGUGCCUGAAGAUUUGGAAUAUGCUCCACCCAAACUAAUGCAAAUCACAUUGGCCAAGAGCUUACAGCAGGCGCCUGAGACGAUCUGGAUUGUUGAUAACGAUUUGAAUGAUCAAUGCAAGGAUCAAAUGCUGCAGCAGCAACAACAUGCAAGCAUUUCCUCAUCGUCGAUGAUGCCCGCAGCGAUAACAGCAUCAACCGCAGUAAGCGCGGCGACAUCACAUUUCGAUACAGCCAACUCGCUGCUGAAAAAGCAGCUGGAAUCAGGCAUGACUGGCGGUAAUGCUGCUAGUGGAGCAAUGCGCAGUUCGCCUGCGCCCACGACGCCUACACCCACACCUACGCCCAAAGAGCUAACCGCCGACGCCGAUGAUUCAUCAAAUAUGCCAUCGACCAGCGCUUCGGUAGCUACAAGCGAUCUAGCUGUUGAUGGUGGCAGUGAUUUCACAUCCAGCGUAGCAUCGCCGGCGCCACUUGAGAAGUGCCUCUAUUGUCCCUACGAAACAAAGCAUACAACACUCUAUAAAGCGCACUUGCAGCAUCAUAUUUGCAUUAGCAAUCAAAGAGAGGCAUACAUCUGCGAACACUGCGAUUACACAGAUGCUAAGCAGGAGCAUAUUGAAGAACAUACGCGCGUGCAUUUCAGCGCAGUGGAAAAAUUGAAGUCAGUAGCAUUCUUCACCUCCUACGACAACUUGGAAUUGAGUGUUGAACGCGAUGAGAGCGCCGGCGACGAAGAAGCGAAUGCAGCUGUAGACAGUGAAUUGCAGAAAGAUGCAACCAACGCCGGCAAUGACGAGCGCACAGCGACAGCUGAAGCAACGGCUGCGCUGCAAUUGAAUAUUAAACAAGAGCAUAACAACAACAAUGAUGAGCAUGUGGUAAAUGAAAAUGUGGCAAAGGAGCAGCAGCAACAAAUGGCAAGUGCGCCAAAGAGCAGCAGCAUUAAGGUGAAAGAUGAGAAAUCAUCAACAGUAGCUGCUGCAGCGGAAAGCAUUAAGAAGCCUUGCAACAAGAUUAUACUAUACAAAAAUGAUGGCUGCUUAGCUAUUAAGCGCGAAGGUGGCAGCAGCAACAGCAACAGCAACAGCAAUGUGAACUCUAACGCUAGUAGCUGCGAAAAUAUUAGUGAUCGCCUGCGUCGCCGCAUAAGUCGUAAUAAUAGCAGCAACAAUAGUCAUAUGAAUGGCAUUGGUGGUAGCACGAAUAAUAAUAAUAACAACAACAACAACCACAAUAGCAACUGUAGCGAUGAACAACAACAAAGCCAUAAAACGAUAUUAGUGAAUGCCAAAACUGGUCAGGUUAUAAGUAGGAAUUAAAAGCGGGAGUAAUUACAUACAUAGCAUAGAUGUGUAUGUAUAGGAUGCGUGUUGCAAGUAGAGAAUGGGUCGAAAGAAGUUGAUUGAACAAAGUGAACUGUACUUUGCGUUUGUUUUUUUUUUUUUAAUUUAAGCGUGCUAAGAUGGCCGCUUCGCUUAGAGGAAGUGGAUAUCA